GCUGGGGCGGGGCCGAAGAGUUUGGUGCCCCAGAGUGGGGUGUCGGCGCUUCAUUCGGGUGGAGCUGAGCCUGAGACAGGUAGUCGUGAAAGGCUUCAGGACAAAGAUGUUUCAUUUAAGGACUUGUGCUGCUAAGUUGAGGCCGUUGACGGCCUCCCAGACUGUUAAGACACUUUCACAAAACCAGCCAGUAGCAGUUAGGACGUUUCAACAGAUUCGGUGCUAUUCUGCACCUGUCGCUGCUGAGCCCUUUCUGAGUGGGACUAGUUCCAACUAUGUGGAGGAGAUGUACUGUGCUUGGUUGGAGAAUCCCAAAAGUGUACAUAAGUCAUGGGACAUUUUUUUUCGCAACACCAAUGCUGGAGCCCCUCCGGGCACUGCUUACCAGAGUCCCCUUUCCCUGAGCCGAAGCUCCCUGGCUACUGUGGCCCAUGCACAGUCCCUGAUGGAGGCCCAACCCAACGUGGACAAGCUGGUGGAGGAUCACCUGGCGGUACAGUCUCUCAUCAGGGCAUAUCAGAUACGAGGGCACCAUGUAGCACAGCUGGACCCCCUGGGGAUUUUGGAUGCCGAUCUGGACUCCUCCGUGCCCGCUGACAUUAUCUCAUCCACAGACAAACUUGAUCUUGCAGUUUUCAAGGAACGACUUCGAAUGCUAACAGUAGGAGGGUUCUAUGGACUGGACGAGUCCGACCUUGACAAGGUCUUCCACUUGCCCACCACCACCUUCAUUGGGGGCCCUGAAUCUGCGCUUCCUUUGCGGGAGAUCAUCCGGCGUCUAGAGAUGGCCUACUGUCAGCACAUUGGAGUAGAGUUCAUGUUCAUUAAUGACUUGGAGCAGUGCCAGUGGAUCCGGCAGAAGUUUGAGACCCCUGGGAUCAUGCAGUUCACCAACGAGGAGAAGCGGACCCUGCUGGCCAGGCUCGUGCGGUCCACCAGGUUUGAGGACUUCCUGCAGCGGAAGUGGUCCUCUGAGAAGCGCUUUGGUCUGGAAGGCUGCGAGGUGCUGAUUCCUGCCCUCAAGACCAUCAUCGACAAGUCGAGUGAGAAUGGAGUGGAUUACGUGAUCAUGGGGAUGCCGCACAGGGGACGGUUGAAUGUGCUCGCGAAUGUCAUCAGGAAGGAGCUAGAACAGAUUUUCUGUCAGUUUGAUUCAAAGCUGGAGGCAGCUGAUGAGGGCUCCGGAGACAUGAAGUACCACCUGGGUAUGUAUCACCGCAGGAUCAACCGUGUGACUGACAGGAACAUCACUCUGUCCCUGGUGGCAAACCCUUCCCACCUGGAGGCUGCUGACCCUGUGGUGAUGGGCAAGACCAAAGCCGAGCAGUUCUACUGUGGAGACACUGAAGGGAAAAAGGUGAUGUCCAUCCUCCUGCACGGGGAUGCUGCCUUUGCUGGCCAGGGUAUCGUGUACGAGACCUUCCACCUCAGCGACCUGCCAUCCUACACUACCCACGGCACUGUCCACGUGGUCGUCAACAACCAGAUUGGCUUCACUACAGACCCUCGGAUGGCUCGCUCCUCCCCGUACCCCACUGAUGUGGCCCGCGUGGUGAAUGCCCCCAUUUUCCAUGUGAAUGCAGAUGACCCUGAGGCCGUCAUGUAUGUGUGCAAGGUGGCAGCUGAGUGGAGAAGCACCUUCCACAAGGAUGUGGUUGUUGACCUGGUAUGUUACCGGCGCAAUGGCCACAAUGAGAUGGACGAGCCCAUGUUCACGCAGCCUCUCAUGUACAAGCAGAUCCGCAAGCAGAAGCCUGUGCUGCAGAAGUAUGCUGAACUGCUGGUGUCACAGGGAGUGGUCAACCAGCCCGAAUAUGAGGAGGAGAUCUCCAAGUAUGAUAAGAUCUGUGAGGAGGCGUUCACCAGGUCCAAAGAUGAGAAGAUCCUGCACAUCAAGCACUGGCUGGACUCCCCCUGGCCUGGCUUCUUCACCCUGGAUGGUCAGCCCAGGAGCAUGUCCUGCCCCUCCACUGGCCUGGACGAGGACAUUUUGAGCCACAUUGGGAACGUGGCCAGCUCUGUGCCUGUGGAGAACUUCACCAUCCAUGGAGGGCUGAGCCGGAUCCUGAAGACACGGAAGGAGCUGGUGACGAACCGUACUGUGGACUGGGCACUGGCAGAGUACAUGGCAUUUGGGUCGCUCCUGAAGGAGGGCAUCCAUGUCCGGCUGAGUGGCCAGGAUGUGGAGCGUGGCACCUUCAGCCACCGCCACCAUGUGCUCCAUGACCAGAAUGUGGACAAGAGAACCUGCAUCCCCAUGAACCACCUCUGGCCCAAUCAGGCCCCCUACACCGUGUGCAACAGCUCACUGUCUGAAUAUGGCGUCCUGGGCUUUGAGCUGGGCUUUGCCAUGGCGAGCCCUAAUGCCCUGGUCCUCUGGGAGGCCCAGUUUGGUGACUUCAACAACAUGGCCCAGUGCAUCAUUGACCAGUUCAUCUGCCCAGGACAGGCCAAGUGGGUGCGCCAGAACGGCAUCGUGCUGCUGCUCCCUCAUGGCAUGGAGGGCAUGGGCCCAGAACAUUCCUCUGCCCGCCCAGAGCGGUUCCUGCAGAUGUGCAACGAUGACCCAGACGUCCUGCCGGACCUCAUGGAAGCCAACUUCGACAUCAGUCAGCUGUAUGACUGCAACUGGGUUGUUGUCAACUGCUCCACCCCUGGCAACUUCUUCCAUGUACUGCGACGACAAAUCCUGCUGCCUUUCCGGAAGCCGUUAAUCGUCUUCACUCCCAAAUCCCUCCUGCGCCACCCCGAGGCCAGAACCAACUUUGACGAGAUGCUUCCAGGAACCCACUUUCAGCGGGUGAUCCCUGAAGCCGGCCCUGCAGCUCACAGCCCAGACAAGGUCAAGAGGGUCCUCUUCUGCACGGGCAAGGUGUACUAUGACCUCACCCGAGAGCGCAAAACAAGGGGCAUGGAGGAGCAGGUGGCCAUUACAAGGAUUGAGCAGCUGUCACCAUUCCCCUUCGACCUCCUGCUGAAGGAGGCGCAGAAGUACCCUAACGCUGAGCUGGCCUGGUGCCAGGAAGAGCACAAGAACCAAGGCUACUAUGACUACGUGAAGCCGAGACUUCGGACCACCAUUGACCGUGCCAAGCCCAUCUGGUAUGCUGGCCGGGACCCAGCAGCUGCUCCAGCCACUGGCAACAAGAAAACCCACCUGACGGAACUGCAGCGCUUCCUGGACACAGCCUUUGACCUGGACGCCUUCAAGAAAUUCUCUUAGACGCUCCUGGGGCUUCUUGGGCCACGGCCCCCCUAUUCCAUGACGCCCCUUGCUUCUCAACUAAAGAAUAGUGCCUCAGCGUUGCCCACACCUCUGACCCUCGCUUUGCCGCACACUGCCCCCUGCUCAUAGGAAUUAGACUGUGUCCCCUCGAGUGCUUGGCUGCCCCUCUAGGCAGACACUGCCCGGCAUGUGCUGACUCUGUCAGGCUGAGCAGCUUUGUGGAGGCCCUGGAGAGCAGGACGAGGAGUGGGAGACCUGCAGGAUGUCUGGGAGAGGGCAGCUGUGGUCAUGCCCCUCCCCCUUGUCAUAUCCUAGAGCAGGAACAGAACCUCAUGUGGCUUGCUGGGUGCUGGACAACUUGUCACCCAGCAAGGCACAGAUCUGCCACUCGGGGUAGCUUUGUCCUGACGGAGCUGAGCCUCAGAAGCUACAGAGGAAUUAUAGCUGGCAGAGGUUUCCAGAGUGGACCUCAGCUGGGGUGAGCAGAGAGGACACUGCAAGGCAGUGGGGAGGCCUCAGUCUGUGAGGCAUAGUGAAGACAGGCCCAGCUGUGCAGUGACCCUUCACUGCUGCCCUUCGAAGGUCUUGGGCUACAUGUGGGUACCAUGCCCCACCCACCCUGCCUGGGACCAGCCAGCCCCUGGAGCCCAUAGGCUCUGUGUGGGGCCCAGCAGUCCCCUUGGGUCCCACAGCCAGGGCACUGGUUGCCCCCCUGGUCCUGUAACUCCCCACCUCCUCCUUCAGGUCCCCUGUUGUCCCCCCACCAUCCUGUGUCCCCAACCUCCUCCUUGGGUCCCCUGGCCGCUUUGUUUCUGCCGUAUCCCUGGAACGCAAAGGAGACUUUUGAUGCAUCCUUUCUUUACUGUGCCAAAGGAGGUCAGAAGCUGGAAGCAGGAGCAGGUGGAGGCAGGGUGGCCCAGGGGGUCAACUGGCCCUUGUCCCUCACUUUGACCUUCACGGGGUCAGAUCUAUUUAUUUUGGUUAAAAAAAAAAGAACAAAAACAACUUUGCAUUGCAUUGGCUUGGCCCAUAAACUAAGUUAUCCAUG
This is a messenger RNA of Castor canadensis (American beaver), 4274 nucleotides long. RefSeq names its product oxoglutarate dehydrogenase (gene Ogdh). Gene Ontology annotation, molecular function: oxoglutarate dehydrogenase (succinyl-transferring) activity; thiamine pyrophosphate binding. Gene Ontology annotation, biological process: tricarboxylic acid cycle. The record is from RefSeq and is a predicted model, not a curated record. NCBI's taxonomy places the organism in Eukaryota, Metazoa, Chordata, Mammalia, Rodentia, Castoridae. Gene Ontology annotation, cellular component: oxoglutarate dehydrogenase complex; mitochondrion.